AUAAACAUCAACUUUAUGCUCCAGGAUCUGCUACCUUUUUGACGUAAAUAUGAGAUAAUUUUCUCGUCCUAGGCUCAGAUCUCGAAAGCGAAAUAUCGGAAGCGUUAAAGUGUCAACACCGAAGAUUAAAUAUGCUUUUUGUCAGGUAGAAAAUGAAAUUUUAUCACCGUAAUGGUUUUAUCAUGGCCGAACGAUCACAAACUCGCUGAAGAUGAAGGGUGUUUAACCCAAACGACAAUGGAAAGAAAGUCUGAAGUCUGGAUCGCUAGUGACUGUUGUUAAAGGACAGAAAUAUGAACGUAAAAACCGAAGACUUUACGAUCACAAGGAUCGAUUCACUGGAUCAAAACGGCGGGCUUUCCCCUGGAGGAAAAUCUGUUGGGGAUUUCUUGCCAAAACCAGAGAGCGAUCAAAGUCAAGCUUCGCCGAACAAAGAUCAUCCUUCAAAUUCGCCUUCUCUGGCCGGUCUUUUACAGCGUUUAUUAGGAUGUCUGAAACCUGUGUGGAUGAUUCUCGGUAAGGCUUCAAAAGAGCGGAAAUCAGAUUCGUGGGUUAUUCCAUUUGACGAAAUUGGCGAGCUGGAAUGGUUGGGUUCUGGCGCUCAAGGGGCAGUAUUUUUGGGACUUUAUGCUGGACAACAAGUCGCAGUGAAGAAAGUUCGUCGCGAGGCCGAUACCGACAUUAAACACUUGAGGAACAUAAAUCAUCCGAACAUUGUCAAAUUCAGAGGAAUAUGCAAUCAAGCUCCAGUUCACUGCAUAGUUAUGGAAUUCUGUCCAAAUGGUCAACUAUAUGAGGUUUUACGUAAUGGACGUCAAAUCACUCCUUCCUUACUGGUGAAGUGGUCAAAGCAAAUUGCAGAUGGAAUGCAUUAUCUUCAUGUUCACAAAAUUAUUCACCGGGAUUUGAAGUCUCCGAAUGUCCUUGUUGGUGCAGAUGACCUGCUCAAAAUAUCUGACUUUGGUACCUGUAAGGAAUUCAGUGAAAAGAGUGCUAAGAUGACAUUUGCUGGAACUGUUGCUUGGAUGGCUCCUGAAGUUAUCAGAAAUGAGCCCUGCUCUGAGAAGGUUGAUGUAUGGUCAUUUGGUGUCCUUUUGUGGGAGUUACUCACAGGAGAAAUGCCCUACAGGGAUGUGGAUUCCUCUGCCAUAAUCUGGGGAGUUGGCAGCAACAGUUUACAUCUCCCUGUGCCAACCACCUGUCCAGAAGGCUUUAAACUUCUUAUGAAACUCUGUUGGAAUAGUAAACCAAAGAAUCGGCCAUCUUUCCAACAAGUUCUUCUUCAUGUAGACAUUGCAGCUGGAGAUGUGAUCAAAACACCACAGGAGUUUUAUUUGAACCGACAAAUAACAUGGAGGGGGGAAAUCAAGGAACAGUUCGAAAAGAUGAAGAAUAGAAGCAGUGUACACAUGCAGAAUCUUCAACAACUGCAAAAACUUGACGAGGAACUCAUUAGAAGAAGGAAGGAAGAGCUUCGACAUGCUCAGGAUAUCCGAGUUCAUUAUGAGCAGAAGUUGGAGAGAGCUAACAGUUUGUACAAAGAAUUAAACGAAUGCAUGCAGCAUCUGGAAGCCCGAGAAAAGGAACUUCUCAGACGCGAACGUCAAUUUCGAGUCCUAAACAUCAGGAAGAGGCAGAUGAAGGCAGAGCUUAAGGGACGCACUUCUGAUGUGGAGAAAGGAGAGCUCGAUCAAUUGGUCACAAGGCCACCCUCUUCAAGCUGUCCCAACACCUCAAGCAGUUCCAGCAGCCCAACAGAACACGACUGCUGGCCUCAAGAAGCCGACAGUGACGAACAACAGACACAGAGUUACUUUAAAAAGAUUAAAAGAAGUCGCGGUUGUUUAAACAAAUCAAAGCGUCGUAGAUCACCCGGAACACCAAGGGCUCUGACCCAAAAUAUUAAGGACCUUAUGUCCCCAGAGGGCCCAAACAAAGGACACAAAAAGGGGCCUUGUUGUCAGGGUCGUAUAGAAGGCACUUCUUGGGGUAAUACAGAUGAGAGUCCUGGUAGUUGUAGUGACAUUGACAAUAAUCUUGCUACAUUAAGCCACUCCUGUAGUGAUUGCCCCUACACGCCUGGGUCUCCUGUCAUCAAUGUCACAGGACGGAUAGCGAAACGGAGAAAAAGAUGGAACUCAAACUCAGAGAGCUCCUCUGAGAGUAAUCAUCUUUCACCGCGGAAAUGCUCGGCAGAUGAAAUAUCCGACCUCGAGCCAGAGUUUAUUCCUAAACUGACGAACGACUCUAUGGAACUGACAGAAGAUGAACAAUUUACAAACGUCAUUCUUCAAUUUUCAGAAUCGUGUCUAGACGAAGAGCCUUGCACCCAAGAGGAGAACAAAAAGACAAGCUGUGCAGCCGGAGAUAAAACCCUGUCUCUUCCUGAUUCAUCUGUGUAGAAUAUUUUAAUUUACCAUAAAUAAUUAACUUGCUGCUGGGCAGCAAAUUUUGACAGAAUCCAUGCCUAAAAGGUACCCAGUCUCUUUGAAGGUCGAUUUAGCUGAGAAUGGGGCUGAGCUCUACUGAAAUGUGGACUUUGUCAUUUGAAUUGUAACAGAACCUUUAGGCAAAUGAACACCUGCUAUCGCUUAGCAACGACACAUAAUUGAAUUGCAAAUAUCGAAGUUUUAUCUUUUUUAUCGUAAGUUUUAAGCGCUCAAACAUUCAUAAUUUGUGGCUCAUAGGCCAUCAGCAAGUGUCAAUGAAAUUUGUAUUCUAAUUUCUGGUGUUAUGAUUGCGUCUGCAAUAUAUUUAUUACAUUGAAUCUCAUGUUAAUCCAGCGCUGGUAUU
Pocillopora verrucosa is the source of this 2793-nucleotide messenger RNA. Its product is annotated as mitogen-activated protein kinase kinase kinase 12. The record is from RefSeq and is a predicted model, not a curated record. Gene Ontology annotation, biological process: protein phosphorylation; signal transduction. Gene Ontology annotation, cellular component: cytoplasm. Lineage: Eukaryota; Metazoa; Cnidaria; Anthozoa; Scleractinia; Pocilloporidae. Gene Ontology annotation, molecular function: ATP binding; protein kinase activity.